Panicum virgatum (switchgrass) is the source of this 847-nucleotide messenger RNA. RefSeq lists its product as uncharacterized. Lineage: Eukaryota; Viridiplantae; Streptophyta; Magnoliopsida; Poales; Poaceae. The transcript is spliced from 4 exons. Bases 179 to 847 code for a protein of 222 amino acids. The record is from RefSeq and is a predicted model, not a curated record.
ACUCAUACAAGUAAGUUUCCGCUAUCAUUGUCUAAAUUCUCAAAACUAUAAGGUAAUCAGUAUCAAGCACCUUCUUCUCAUUUACUUCAAAAUUUCAUCUCAUUCAAAAUCAAUUUCUUAUUACAAAAUCCGAUACAAACUUCCAUUCAUUGCUUCUGAUGGGACUGAAGAAUCUGAGAUGAUUGCAUUUGCUACUGUUGCUCAUCGUAUUGUUGGUAAACCAGUUGAAGCUGUGAUGAGAUCUUAUAGAAACAGGGAUAACAUUCCCGCUGAUAUUGCAGCUAUAGUCUCGUCCAAAUUCACCUUUUCUGUUACCAUGGCCGAAGCUAGCUACCGCAACCCUAAGAAAUCAUACCAGGUCAAUAGUAUAAUUCAUAGCUAUGGCAAGCAACGUGCCCUUCCAUUCCACCCUCCCAAUCAAAGCCAGCUGGUAACCCAAAAUGCCAACGUCUAUGCCCAAUCAAGUGGAAGUGUCCUUCCAUCAAACACACCUAAGAGCAGUUCUGAAUCACCUAUCCUUGACACACCUACUAAGAUGCUGCCUCUAGAACAGUUUUCUCUUCAGACCCCAGCUAAAACCUCUGAGCUUCCUCCAAAUGCUUCAGAAGAGAACACCAAUACCCUCUCUACAACACCACCUGCAACAAAAUCAUCCAAGAAAAGACUCCACAUGUCCGAAAAAGAUGAUGAAGUGGAUGAAGAAGAGUCACCAUCUGAGACAGCAACACUUAACAGGGAGAAUGAUGAUGAAAAAACUUCUGAUCUACAAAGCUCUUCACAUCCAAAAGCAAUGUCGCCACCAGGGAAGCCCUGCACAACCAAGCUUCCAAAAACUCCCAAAAAAUAA